GGUCGGCAGUUGGCUUCAGCACUCAGUGAAGAAGACCCGUUGUUGUGGAGAGGAAGAAAGCCUCAGAUAAUUCGAGCAACGUUAAACGUACAAAACCACGAGCGUUACACACCGUUAUUUUUCUUAUUUUUUAUUUUUUAUUUUUUUUAAAAAAAGCGGGUCGUUUUCCUCCAACUUGUUUUCGCCUUUGUGUUUAGCUUAACAUGGCUUGUGGAGCAACGUUAAAGCGGUCGAUGGAGUUUGAGGCCCUCCUCAGUCCCCAGUCUCCCAAGCGGAGAAGGUGCAAUCCACUACCGGGGACUCCUGGCACUCCGUCCCCGCAAAGAUGCAACCUCCGUCCCCCAGUCGACAGCCCAACGCAUUCGAUGUCUCCUCCGGCCAUAGGAGGCGAACACAGGCUCACCCCAGAGCAGAUCUUCCAGAACCUCCGUCAGGAGUACAGCCGGAUCCAGAGGCGGCGGCAGCUGGAAGGGGCCUUCAACCAGACCGAGGCCUGUAGCUCCAGUGAUGCCCCCAGCCCCAGUUCCUCCCUCAACGCUCCCAGCUCCCCACCAGCCAUGUUUAGGUCUGUGCAGUCACGCCAACAUCAGUUACGAAUGAUAAGGUCAUUCAUUCUGCAAGGCCUGCCAAAAGACCCUUGGCUGGACCUGCAUGACCAACACAAGUCUCAAGAGGCAGGCUACUGCUGCUCAUCAAAACAAUCACAUGGGCAGAGGGAUUGUGAUUCCAGAUGUGCCUCAAGGAAGGAUCAGCCCUCGUUUACGCUGAAGCAGGUGAGCUUCCUGUGCGAGCGACUUCUUAAAGACCACGAGGAGAAGAUCCGGGAGGAGUACGAACAAAUCCUUAACACAAAACUCGCAGAACAAUAUGAAUCUUUUGUGAAAUUCACACAAGACCAGAUCAUGCGAAGAUACGGAGCCCGGCCUGCUAGUUAUGUCUCCUGAACUCACAUCGAUGAGAUUCCCAGCUUCCUCUCACAAGAUGGCUGCUCUUCUACUUCCCCUUUCCACUUGAUUUGGAUUUUAUUUACCAACCCCCCUCCCUCCCCCCUCCAAUCUCAAAACUGUUUGGGUGCCAUGGUUUAUCUUCUUUUUAAUCGAAAAGUUGAUUUCUUACUUCGAAACUAUUGCUGCUGGCCAAAAGUUAGAAGAAUCUAAAAGACAAACUAUGUAUGAAACCCACUCUUCUUUUUUUUUUCUUUUUCUUUUUGCCCUUUUUCUUGUUGAUAUACACUUUCUGGAAAUCCUGACUUAAGCAGAUCUGUGUCAAAUCUCUUGCCGGCGCUGUAGAAAGCUUAUUGGCUCAUGUGAUCAUCCUGUAUAACCUUCCAGCAGCUGUAUUUAAAGGCUCCUGCUUCUCACAUUGUCCCACUUUUCUUGCCCUCCCUCCUCCCCUCCCCUCCCCUCUCCCCCUCACAACUCUUUACCUGAGAAUGUGGAUUUUUCUCCCUUUUGAAAAAAAUAAAAGUUCUGUGAUUAAAA
Messenger RNA from Dicentrarchus labrax (European seabass), 1481 nucleotides. It is a transcript of the gene akirin1, whose product is annotated as akirin 1. The coding region runs from base 204 to 944 and encodes 246 amino acids. Gene Ontology annotation, biological process: positive regulation of macrophage chemotaxis; positive regulation of lamellipodium assembly; positive regulation of myoblast differentiation. Gene Ontology annotation, cellular component: chromatin; nucleus. Gene Ontology annotation, molecular function: transcription coregulator activity. The record is from RefSeq and is a predicted model, not a curated record. Lineage: Eukaryota; Metazoa; Chordata; Actinopteri; Moronidae. The transcript has 6 exons.